GGAAGAAAACGCCACCACAGAGCACAGGUGAUAGACCGAGCCGUCGGUGGCAGCCUUUCGUGAUGGGAAACAUGGGAAAACUGCAAGAAUUUGACAUCACUUUUAAGGACAAUAAAGUUGUUUAUAGUCCUGGAGAUGCCGUUUCAGGCACGCUGAAAAUUACAACCGCCCAGGCUCUACUAUUUAAAGAUAUCAAGGUGAAUUGCCAAGGCUUCUGUGGUGUCACCAGCAAGAUCGACGACACAGCCUGGACAGUGGAAGAGCAGUACUUCAGCAGCACUCUCUCUGUGGCAGAUAAAGGAACCCUGAAACAGGGAGAUCACAGUUUUCCAUUCAAGUUUCUCAUUCCAGCCUCUAUUCCCACAUCCUUUGAAGGGAACUAUGGAAAAAUUAUGUACAGAGUGAGGGCUUUCAUCGACACUUCUCGCUUCUCUAAGGACUAUAAGACUGAGAAGCCUUUCUACCUGCUGAGUCUCCUCAACCUCAACGAAGUGCCUGACAUCCAUGGACCUAGUUCAUCUUCCGUUACUAAGACGUUCACCUACCUGCUGGGGGUGAAGACCGGAACGGUGGUGCUGAAGGCCCAGAGUGACAUGAAGGGCUACACCCCUGGUCAGGUCAUCAAACUGACCACAGAGAUCGACAACCGGUCUGGGAAAACCACGGGGACUGUGGUGGCCCGUCUCAUUCAGAAAGUGACUUACCAGACGAAGAAGCCUACCAUUGACUUGAGGACUUUAGUGCAGGUGGAAGGUACUGGGGUGAAGGCUGACAAACAAGCUGAGUGGAAGGAGCAGAUUAUUGUACCUCCUCUGCGCCAGUCAUCUAUGGCUGACUGUGGCCUAAUAAACAUGGAAUACUUUAUUCAAAUCUCUCUGAAAUCUCCUGUGGUGUCAUUUUUGUUGCCCAUCCACAUUGGAAACAUCUCAGUGGACACCACGUCAGCACAGCUCUCCAGACCACCUCCCCAAACCCCUGAUCCUCUUUACUCCUCUGCCAAGCCUGCCAAGCUAGAACACAGCAGCCGCUCUGAGCCAUCCUCCCAUAACCAAGGACAUCCUACUACUGCCCCUCGCUCUGCCCGCCGCCCAGCCCCAAAACCUGUUCCCAGGAUGAGAGUCUCUACUUCUUCCCCCAGUGCCCCUCCAGCUGAGAUGGACUAUCUGGCCAACUCCAUGCCCACCCUCUACCCACUACUACCGCCAGAGUACAGCACCUCCACACUCCCACAUGAAGCUCCUCCCAGCUACGUUGAGAGCUGUAUCAGCAACACAUAAACAUCAUGAAACAGGAGAGACUGACUGCUGGCAACUGUACACUGAACAUUACAAUCAACCUCCCUACUAGAGGAUCAUGAUGCCAGGCAGCCCUCAAGUUAAUUAGUAUUGGUUAAGCAGCACCUUUUUACUGAUUGUUUUCACACAAUUUUAGCACUUUCAGGACAGUAAUAUGUUUGUUUUUUUUAUAGCUGGAGCCAAGUUUUUAAAGUUAAGUCUGUGUCAUAUAGGAUUAGUUUAGGGGUCUCCCGUGUGGUGUAGCAGUCUAAGGCACUGCAUCGCAGUGCUUGAGGGCUUCACUAAAGACCGGGUUCGAUCCCAGGCUGUGUCGCAACCGGCUUUACUUGGCUCAUCACGCAUUAGCAACUCCUUGUGGCGGGCCGG
Messenger RNA from Oncorhynchus tshawytscha (Chinook salmon), 1661 nucleotides. RefSeq names its product arrestin domain-containing protein 1. The record is from RefSeq and is a predicted model, not a curated record. Gene Ontology annotation, biological process: protein transport. Gene Ontology annotation, cellular component: cytoplasm. The transcript has 8 exons. NCBI's taxonomy places the organism in Eukaryota, Metazoa, Chordata, Actinopteri, Salmoniformes, Salmonidae. Bases 63 to 1277 code for a protein of 404 amino acids. Gene Ontology annotation, molecular function: ubiquitin-like ligase-substrate adaptor activity; ubiquitin protein ligase binding.